CUAGGUGGCGGUAACGCACUCACAAACCCGAUGAUCACUACACGUGCCUGUAGGGUGAAGAAGAGAUUUAUGUGUCGCGCAGAAGACUUCAUGGGAGUGUGACGAGGGCCAUCUUUGAAAGAUGGUUUUAAAGGAGAUACCCACUGAAAGUAUCACUCGACCCCUGGGACGUAAUGAGGUCCUUGGCUUGCUCUUUCGACUUACCAUAUUUGGUGCUGUCACGUACUUCACAAUAAAAUGGAUGGUGGAUGCCAUUGAUCCCACCAGGAAACAGAAAUUAGAGGCACAGAAACAGGCGGAGAAGUUGAUGCGUCAGAUCGGAGUCCAGAACGUCAAGCUCUCCGAGUAUGAGAUGAGCAUCGCAGCGCACCUGGUAGACCCCCUCAGCAUGCAGAUCACGUGGCGGGACAUUGCUGGCCUGGACGAGGUGAUCACUGAGCUGAAGGACACGGUCAUACUGCCCGUUCAAAAGAGACACCUCUUCGAAGGAUCCAAACUCCUCCAACCGCCCAAAGGUGUACUGCUCUAUGGCCCACCCGGCUGUGGGAAGACUCUCAUCGCCAAGGCGACAGCCAAAGAGGCGGGCUUCCGGUUCAUCAACCUGCAGCCGUCCACGUUGACUGACAAGUGGUACGGUGAAUCCCAGAAGCUGGCGGCUGCUGUCUUCUCACUGGCUGUCAAACUGCAGCCAUCGAUUAUUUUUAUCGAUGAAAUAGACUCGUUCCUGCGCAGCCGCUCCAGCAAUGACCACGAGGCCACAGCCAUGAUGAAGGCCCAGUUCAUGAGUUUAUGGGAUGGCCUGGACACCGACUUCAACUGUCAGGUGAUAAUAAUGGGCGCAACCAAUCGUCCUCAGGAUCUGGACUCUGCCAUCCUCAGGAGAAUGCCCACCAGGUUCCACAUCAACCAGCCUGGUCUUGCGCAGAGAGAGCAGAUUCUCAACCUGAUCUUGGACAAUGAAAGUGUGGAGGAAUCGGUGGACCUCUCCGACAUUGCGCAGCAGGCCGAAGGCUUCUCAGGAAGUGACCUCAGAGAGAUGUGCCGCGACGCCGCCCUGCUCUGCGUCCGAGACUUCGUGCACACACAGAAAGCUGACAGUCUGACAGAGGACUACAUCCGACCCAUCCAGCAGUCGGACCUCCAGAAAGCCAUCGGCAAGAUGAGGAAGUCCAAGUCUGCUGCGGGUCAGAACCCCCUCAUGCACAUUGCGUUGGACUGAAGGCACUCUCACCUACACAACCGGAAGAUUUAUUUUAUGGCAUUUCAUGGUGUAAUUUAAUAAACAAUAUACAGCUCAUACGUUUUAAAAACGCAUAGGGGGAGGUGGUGGUCUUUCUGACCUCCGUGGUCCUUCAAGUUGUCUGCCCGUUUAAAUUGUUGGCGGUUUUGUCCCCGUGUGUGAAACAGAUGCGUAAGAUGGAUUGCAACUUGAUGUAUUGACGGCGUCUACAGUGUCAGGGUCUAGAAAACAAUAAAGGAUCAAACGUACAGUUAAGCAGUGAGUGAGGCAUUUCUUUUCAUUAUCUUCCUCCCGAGAGAUUACAUAAUUUAAGCCAUUGUUGUCUCACUCAAAAUAGUGUAGUGUACAAUGGCCUUUAUGUAAAGAGAUAUUCAUAUUUCCCGGUCCUGUCUCACACCAACAAUUUAUUUUGGACAUUUAAAAUGAUAAUUACAGUUGCUGUAAUUGAAUGCCACGCAGUAAUGGCAGAAACCUUCCAAUGAUGACAGAAAAUGUACAUUGCCAAAGUAGUUUUAUUUAUGCACCAUUAGGAUGUGCUGUGUAUUGAUGUUGUGCCAUUGCUCGUGACACACAGUAUGCUCACUGCUAUGAAACCUAAGCCUAAAGUGAAGCAUUAGAAAUCAGUAAAUAAUGCAAGAUUGUGGAUACCAAAUUAUAAAUGCUAGUUAUGCUUGAUUUCAUACAGAGGCAGGACACACUGAAAGCCUGAUCAAUUGUACAUGAUUGUCAUGAAACAUGUUUGUGGUAAACUUAAAUUUGCAUUUUUCUUAGUUCAAUAAAAUAUGAUCGGAGUGCUUCAGAUCCCUCAAUAGAGAUCAGUUAUUCGUCCUCUUGCUAAAAUGUCCAGUCACAAAAAUAAAUAUUGGUCCCAUUCAUGCUAAGGUUUUUGCUGUAGUAAAUCUGUAAAUGUUUUCUAUAUCCUUGUGUACUUCAUUUUUUUACGUUCUGUGUUUUAAUAAAGGAUGUGGGUUAAGAAAUGUUAUCCUUCGGUUUCCAGGUUAACCCAUACACGAGUCAUUUGCUUCUUGCAAUAGGAGUUUUACCUAUUAAGUUAUGUAAAUGCUGGUAAAUAGGGGAACAUAUGGUGUGUAAAAAAAAAAAAAGCACUUGAACUGAUGUUUUACAUUCUAAGUUAAAGGCACCCAGUGCAACUUUAUGUAAACAUUCAAUGAAAAAUAAACAUUCAAUUUCUAGUCUUUUUUACACGUAAGUUUCAAAAACUCCAUACCAUUACAUAUCGACAUUCAAGGAGCAGCUUGGAGUUUCAACUCUGUAUACAGGUUUUCUGAUUGCUUAGCCACCCUCUUUUUAACGUUCGUCUAUUUUGCAAGACUCACUUGUCACAAAACCUUGUACAAAACCAACAAAACAUGACAUCUCUUGCAAAAGCAGAAAUUCUUAAACUAUUUUGCAAAAAGAAAGAUAAGGAAAAGUUAUUUAAUUUCUCACAGUGCAGUGUUUUGGACUACUACUCCAACAUCAUGCAGAGUAUACUUCAAUAGAAUUUGUCAAUGUGGUAUCGCAAUUGGAGAAAUUGUGCAUCAAUGUAGAGACCAAUGCGCACAGUUCUGCUAGAAGUGUUAUUCAGUUGCAAAAUGAGUGGGCAGCAAUGAGAUGUUUACAGUUUUGCAUAAAGUGUGUUUUGUGGUAAACAUAUUUUAUGGUUCUAAUGUUUGGUAUGAUGAAAAUUCAGUUUGGCUUACUUGGUAAAGGUAUUGGCAAGUGUUAAUGGUUUCAGGGACAGCCAUUUAGGAAUCACAGGUUUUAAGCAUUCAGAAAAAACUGGUUAUUAUAGAAUUGGUGGGAUUAUUUUUCAAUAUUUUAUGUAAAACGGGUACAAUUUCAAUGUAAGAAUGCACUGUCAGGAGGGCACUGCUUUCUAUAGAGGCCAUACUAAUUCAUUACCUCUAAGGAACUCCACAGAAGGAGAAGGGAAGAAUAGAGGACCGUUGUGUACUCAAGGCGUGGUUUAAUUGUGUAUUUUCCUUGUGAAUAUGAUAUAAAUAAAACUAUUGUGGAUGCUUUGAGUAGGCUGACAUACAGUUAAAGGUUGUUUUUAGAUUUGUCAUUGGGCUGGUGUGUGUGUAUUUUAUUGGUUCAUUAAAAAUACGUAAGACGCAAAGUUUUGUCCAAUGCAUCACUCAACUUUUGAAA
Molecule: messenger RNA, 3394 nt
Organism: Gadus chalcogrammus (walleye pollock)
Lineage: Eukaryota; Metazoa; Chordata; Actinopteri; Gadiformes; Gadidae
Product: outer mitochondrial transmembrane helix translocase
Exons: 10
Coding region: 122-1219 (365 amino acids)
Cellular component (GO): mitochondrial outer membrane
Molecular function (GO): ATP hydrolysis activity; ATP binding
Source: RefSeq, a predicted model, not a curated record